Canis lupus familiaris (dog) is the source of this 5436-nucleotide messenger RNA. RefSeq names its product spire type actin nucleation factor 1 (gene SPIRE1). The record is from RefSeq and is a predicted model, not a curated record. The coding region runs from base 87 to 2276 and encodes 729 amino acids. Gene Ontology annotation, biological process: establishment of meiotic spindle localization; actin filament polymerization; actin filament network formation. Gene Ontology annotation, cellular component: cell cortex; cytoplasmic vesicle membrane. NCBI's taxonomy places the organism in Eukaryota, Metazoa, Chordata, Mammalia, Carnivora, Canidae. The transcript has 18 exons. Gene Ontology annotation, molecular function: actin binding.
GGCUGCACAGGCAGAUUGUGCUCCCUGAAGGCCGUGCUCCCUGAAAGACUCAGAGCAGCUCAGCCAGCAUGUCCAGAGUAUGAAGCAUGAAGUACAUUUAUUCUGCAAAAAUGAUAAGUAAAUUGGGAUAUUCACAUUGUACAGAAACAGAGGUUAUUGAAUCUCUGGGAAUUGUUAUUUAUAAAGCACUGGACUAUGGUUUGAAGGAAAAUGAAGAAAGGGAGUUAAGCCCCCCACUGGAGCAGCUAAUUGAUCACAUGGCCAAUACAGUAGAAGCUGAUGGGAGCAAUGAUGAAGGCUAUGGGGCUGCCGAUGAAGGUCUGGAAGAUGAAGAAGAUGAAAAGAGAAAAGUCUCAGCCAUCCAAUCAUACAGAGAUGUCAUGAAGUUAUGUGCUGCUCAUCUUCCAACUGAAUCAGAGGCACCAAAUCAUUAUCAGGCAGUAUGUCGUGCACUGUUUGCAGAAACAAUGGAGCUGCAUACAUUUCUGACUAAGAUUAAGAGUGCAAAGGAGAAUCUUAAGAAGAUUCAAGAAAUGGAAAAGACUGAUGAAUCUAACACAGAUCUGGAAGAGCUGAAAAAUGCUGACUGGGCUCGAUUCUGGGUACAGGUGAUGAGGGAUUUGCGGAAUGGAGUAAAACUCAAGAAGGUCCAAGAGCGGCAGUACAAUCCUUUGCCCAUCGAAUAUCAACUCACCCCUUAUGAGAUGCUGAUGGAUGACAUUCGAUCCAAAAGAUACACUUUGCGCAAAGUAAUGGUCAAUGGUGAUAUUCCCCCUCGGUUAAAAAAAAGUGCUCACGAAAUCAUCCUGGACUUCAUCAGAUCAAGACCCCCUUUAAAGCCGGUUGCAGCCAGAAAACUGAAACCCACUCCACCACGACCACGGAGCCUCCAUGAAAGAAUAUUAGAAGAAAUCAAAGCAGAAAGAAAGCUACGGCCUGUCUCACCAGAGGAGAUUAGACGCAGCAGAUUAGCAAUGCGGCCACUUAGCAUGUCUUACAGUUUUGACUUGUCAGAUGUAAAUACUCCUGAAUCUCCAAAGAACACUGUGGAAUCUUCAAUGGUGAAUGGAGGUUUCCCAUCACAAACAAAAGAAAAUGGAUUGAGUGCUGCACAGCAGGUGCCUGUGCAGCGGAAGAAGCUCCUCAAAGCUCCAACUCUGGCUGAACUGGACAGCUCUGACUCCGAGGAAGAAACUCUGCACAAGUCUACCAGCAGCAGCAGUGUAUCUCCCUCCUUCCUUGAAGAUCCCUUAGCAGAGGCUGUGUCCACAAGGAAGAAGCCUCCAAAAUUCUUGCCCAUAUCAUCAACACCCCAGCCAGAGAGACGACAGCCACCCCAGAGACGACAUUCCAUUGAAAAGGAAACACCCACUAAUGUAAGACAGUUUCUGCCACCGUCCAAGCAGAGCUCCCGAUCUCUUGUUCCUAGGAUAACCAGUGUUUGGCCAAGGACGCCUUUCCGACCACUUUUUUCUACCAUACAAACAGCUUCUCUGCUCAGCUCUCAUCCUUUUGAAGCAGCCAUGUUUGGGGUAGCAGGGGCUAUGUAUUAUCUAUGUGAGAGAGCUUUUACCAGCAGGUGGAAAUCCUCAAAGGAGGAAUUUUGCUAUCCAGUGGAAUGCCUAGCUCUUACUGUGGAGGAAGUGAUGCAUAUUCGUCAGGUCCUGGUGAAGGCAGAACUGGAAAAGUACCAACAGUAUAAAGAUGUCUACACCGCCUUGAAAAAAGGAAAGCUCUGCUUUUGUUGCCGAACCAGAAGAUUUUCCUUCUUCACCUGGUCUUAUACCUGUCAGUUCUGUAAGAGUCACAUCUAUGGUACCAUGCUGAGUAACACUUCUGAUUUUGUAUACAGGCCGGUGUGUUCACAGUGUUGCAAAAAGAUGCGGCUGCCCUCCAAACCAUACUCCACUCUUCCCAUCUUUUCAUUGGGACCUUCUGCCUUGCAAAGAGGGGAAAGUUGUAUGAGGGCAGAAAAGCCCACCACUGGCCACCAUCGGCCACUCCGGAGCAUUGCCAGGUUCUCCUCAAAAUCUAAAUCUGUAGACAAAUCAGAUGAAGAACUACAGUUUCCCAAAGAGCUGAUGGAGGACUGGAGUACUAUGGAGGUGUGUGUAGACUGCAAAAAGUUUAUUUCGGAAAUCAUCAGUUCAAGCCGGCGCAGCCUGGUGUUGGCCAACAAAAGAGCCCGAUUAAAAAGGAAAACACAGUCUUUCUAUAUGUCCUCACCAGGCCCCUCGGAAUACUGCCCUUCAGAGAGGACUAUCAAUGAAAUCUGAGCCUGUGCCUUUCAGUUGCUUUGUGUUCAGAGUCGGCACUAGUAUAGGAGAACACUGAGCUGGGCUGGCUCUCCUUGCCGUGGUCUUAGUUACUAGGCUUGAAUUCGCAUUAGAUCAGGUUUUUGCUGCAUCACGUUGUUCCACAGACUGAAUGCUGUGUUCAUAUCGAUUGAUGAUACGUGACAGGUCAGCCAAUUGCUCAUUUGCACCAAGAGAGAACAAUAGUUUGAAACUUGCUUUUGUGUGUGUGUGGAUUUGGAAGCCAGAGACUUUUUCCUUAGUUCAGUUCCCUACUGUUCCUCAGAGAAUUUCCUGACUAAGGCAAAAAGCUUCUCAUGUGAGAAAUCAGCCUCACAAAGCUGUCGAUGUUAGCACAGUUCUAAGCAGUAAGUCAUAUUGGCACUUCCACCUGACAGUGUUCCUAUCUAAUGUACAUAGUGACCGGGCCCUGCCACACACCAGACACCUGGAGUCAGGGACCGGCUGUGUAUCAUGUCACGAUACAAAACCCAGAAGGAUUUGCUUAUACUAUCAAACUGAUUUUAAAUUAUUGUUGCUCGGAGACAAAAAGACUACAGGAGGGACUUCAUUCCUGCGUUCUAGUGCAAAACAUCUGGAUAAGCUGUACACCCAAAUGGGUGACCAUUUCCUCUGAGCUGCUGUGUUUGCCCUGGUGCAAUGGAUCAGUGUCUCCUGAGUGGGUGACAGGUCUUCAUUCCCUAUCUUGAAUGUAUUAUGGUUACUUGUAGUUUUGUAAAAGAGGUCUCAGAAUAAAGUUUUGUGGGAGUUUCAGGACAAAGGAAGGCUAAAAGUUUGUCAAGAAGUUGAGUGUAUUUUGGUUAACUUUGAAAACGAUUGUGACAGCAUUGGGGUGCCAGCUGCCACACUACAGGGAAUGAGCUGGAGCUCAUCCAUCUUCAGCUACAUUUUUCAUAACUUUAUAGUCUUAGCCAUCACAACUAAAUUAAGCCACAAUUUGGUACCUGAGGUCUCAAACUGAAAUUUAUUUAUUUUUCUAAAUGAAUUUUAAGGGAAAAAACAUUGUCUAGUUCUUUUAAAAUUACAAGAAAAUUAACCUGCUAAUAGACUUUUUGGACGCUUUUUGCACAAGUUUUCCUUGUAAAUGACUGGAGUGUGUAAGGUGGGUUUUUGAUGAAGGUAGGUUGGAAGGUAGCACUGUUUACCUGAAAUUUCUCAGCCUGUCUGUCCCGUACUAGGAGCUGUACUUUAUUUUUAGUAUGCUUUGUUGGCAAAUUGAAUUUAAAUAAAAAAUAAAUUACAAAUAAAUACAUAAAUUUUUUAAUUAAAAAAAUGACCAACCGAUCAAAUUGCCAUGGAUGUUUAGAAAAUCAGUUAAUGCACAUGCACAAUAAUUUCCUAAAAGCUAUAGGACACAUCUGUAGUCAGCACUGCAACAGCACCAUUAAAGGCAUGGCAGUCACAUUUCAUACCACAUCAAAGUAUAGUAGCAUUUCUAUGUUAGAUUAACAGUAAUACCUCAGAACUGCUCUGGUAGUAGUUUGUAAUGGAUUGAAAUGUACACUUUAGUAAAUGGCUUAAAAUUACUUAUGAAAUAAACUUUACCAAUUGACUAAAAUAAUGCAUGUUAACAGUUCCUCUGUAUUUGCAUGUAAAAAGUGGGCCACCAAAGAACCUUACUGAUUUUGCAAAUGUUUAAAUUACUGUAAAGACUCUUGUAUUAGAGGUUUAAACAUUUUAUUGGGUGAAUCUCAUUUAUAAAAUUUUCCAAGGGAUUAUUUGGACUCUAUACCCUUGAUGGUUCGGUGGAAGCCACACCCUCUGAGGGCCCCAGGUUUGGGCCUCUGUAUGACUACUGGGAAACAAUGGUAUUUGUGUAUGUAUAUAGACAUGACACACAGUAAUGUGCUUUUUAAAAUAAUGAUGAGUUUACUGCUGUUACUAAGACAUAGGAAACUAAGCCCCUGAAAUGAGAAUUUCAUUCACAUUUACAAGGCAGAUACCUAGCCCAUCUCAGUUUUUGCUUCACUCCUUCAGGUUUAUGAUGCUCUUGGCUGAUUUGGGCAUUAUGAUCACUCUUCCCAGAGUGUUAGAAUGUGAAUCCUUCAGUGGCAUUAAUGAGGUUUGUCAAGUGGUUGGUGCAUCUACAUGAGACAGUUCGCAGUAUGAGAAGACGACACAUAACACAGUUAAAAGUGUAGAAAUUGAAUUAGCAUCACUUUUUAUUGCCAAAACAAUUUCUUGACAGUUUCUCCCAUAUCCAUGACAUGAACCCAGUACCUCAAUUAAAUUAAGUAAUUCCCAGAGAGAAAUUCACUAACAGCUAGUGCAGAAUGGUUUGACCCCUGUUAACCUAGUGUUACCUUAGUCCUCUUUCUCGUCUUAACUACUAAAAGAACAUACCUUCACAGUAUUCCUUUUUUCUUGGUUUCUGGCAUUUGCACCUGAUCCAACAUCACCAAAUCGUUGGCUAGCUGAUCGGAAGGACAUGUGUCUGAGAGCUUGUGUGUACACCCGAGCAGCCUUUGGCACAUCCUCUAGCACCUGUUCCGUUUGUCCCAGACCUCACAAGCCCACCCUGCUGGGAGAUCAUUCCUUCCCCACGGCUUAACUUUCUACCAGUGUCAGAGUAGAUAAGAAUAAUUGUAAAUACUGUAAUAUAUUUAUUAAUAUUUGAAAGGCAUUCAUUCAGCAGACAAUGGGAAUUAACUCUUCAGGGACAAGUGAAAUGGAAAUAAUUGCUAUGUACAUUGACAUAACAGUCUUACUAGAUUUCAAGUCUUAAACCUCUCAAAACAGGAGUUUGUCAUGUAGAAGCUUUAAAAAUGAUCUUUCAUUUGAAGACAUGAUAUGAUUAGCACUGGACACUCAUACCAUGAAUUUUUAAGGCUUUUAUUUUUCUAACUGUAUUAAUAAAUACAGGAUUGGAUUUUAGGAGUCAAAUAGGAGACAUGAAAGUUUUAAAUUAUGUUGCUAUUUGCUAAAGCAAAACGGCAGAAAAUUUUGUUUAUGCAAAACUGUUCGAAGGGCCAUGGAGAAAUGUGUACACUGACUGGACCUGGCUUCCUGUGUGUAUGAAAGUCAGGGUAUUGCUGGCAUUCAGGGUGACAUGACAGUACUAAACGUUUUCCAUUCAAGUCUUUUAAAAUUUAGGGAAAAAUAAAAUGGCUUUCCAUCGUAA